CGGCGCUUCUGGAGGCCGCCCGCGCGCGCUACGAGAGCCUGCACAUCUCGGACGACGUGUUCGGCGAGUCGGGCGCUGACAGCGGCGGCAACCCCUUCUACAGCACCUCGGCCGCCUCGCGCUCCUCCUCGGCCGCCUCCUCGGACGACGAGCGCGAGCGCCCCGUGCCGCCCGAGUCCCCCGCGCCCGCCCUGCCGGAGCCCGAGGAGGACGAGGCCGGCGCGGGGUGGAGCGCCGCUCUGCGGGACCGCCCGCCGCCGCGCUUCGAGGACACUGGCGGUCCAACCCGAAAGAUGCCCCCCAGUGCCAGUGCCAUGGACUUCUUCCAGCUCUUUGUCCCCGACAAUGUCCUCAAGAACAUGGUGGUGCAGACCAAUAUGUAUGCCAGGAAGUUCCAGGAGCGCUUUGGCAGCGACGGUGCCUGGGCAGAGGUGACACUGUCCGAGAUGAAGGCCUUCCUGGGCUACGUAAUCUCCACCAGUGUUUCCCACUGUGAGUCGGUCCUCAGCAUCUGGAGCGGCGGCUUCUACAGCAACCGUAGCCUGGCACUGGUCAUGAGCCAGGCCCGCUUUGAGAAGAUCCUCAAGUACUUCCACGUGGUGGCCUUCCGCUCCAGCCAGUCCUCACAUGGGCUCUACAAGGUGCAGCCCUUCCUGGAUGCCCUGCAGGGCAGCUUCCAUGCCGCCUUCCGGCCUUCCCAGACCCAGGUGCUACAUGAACCCCUGAUCGAUGAGGACCCCGUGUUCAUUGCCACAUGCACGGAACGUGAGCUUCGGAAGAGGAAAAAGCGGAAAUUUAGCCUGUGGGUCCGGCAAUGCUCCUCCACUGGCUUUAUCGUCCAGAUUUACGUCCACUUGAAGGAAGGUGGGGGUCCUGAUGGGCUUGAUGCACUGAAGAGCAAGCCUCAGCUCCACAGCAUGGUGGCCAGGAGCCUGUGCCGAGAUGCGGCUGGCAAGAACUACAUCAUCUUCACAGGGCCCAGCAUCACCAGCCUGACACUGUUUGAAGAGUUUGAGAAGCAAGGGAUCUACUGCUGUGGUCUGCUCAGCCCCCGGAAGAGUGACUGUACAGGCCUCCCACCGUCCAUGCUGGCCAGCCCGGCCACCCCCCCUGCUCGUGGCCAGCACCAGAUCAAGACAAAGGGGAAUAUGUCCCUGAUCUGCUGGUACAACAAGGGCCACUUCCGCUUCCUGACCAAUGCCUAUUCUCCGGUGCAGCAAGGUGUCAUCAUUAAGAGGAGGAGCGGAGAGAUCCCCUGUCCCCUGGCUGUAGAGGCCUUUGCCGCCCACCUCAGCUACAUCUGCAGAUACGAUGACAAGUACAGCAAGUACUUCAUCUCUCACAAACCCAACAAGACCUGGCAGCAGGUGUUCUGGUUUGCCAUCAGCAUUGCCGUCAAUAAUGCCUACAUCCUAUACAAGAUGUCAGAUGCCUACCACAUGAGCAGGUACAGCCGGGCACAGUUCGGGGAGAGACUUGUCAGGGAGCUGCUGGGCCUAGAGGAUGUGUCUCCAGCUCCCUGAGGCCAAGCAGGCCCAGGCGUGGCAGGAGGAGGAGGAGGAGGGAGCCCGCCGUCACUGUCGCCUGCCACCAGAGACCGCGUGUGUGAAGACGUGUUCCUUCGCAAGUGCCCUGCCCAUCUUCAGACACCCGCAGAGCCUGUGGGCAGAGUGCAGGUGGCCAUAGGGAGGGCCAUGGCCACAGAAGGCGUCAGCGAUUGACGAGCCUGGCACGCUGAGAUCACCUGCCUUGCAGGAGGACACAUUCAAGGUCAUGCAGGAGCUCCCAGAGCUGAGGACAAACGAUGGCGCAGGUGUGUGGGGGAGGAGGGAGUUUUCCAGCAGUCGCUUCCUGCCAGCAGCUUAGCAGUCUCUUGGAAGAAGAAACACAACCGGUGCCAUUAAAACAUAGAGAUGGGAUGGCGAGCGUCCACUCCUGUCCUCUGUGGGGGUGGUAGGGGUGGCGGUGAGAGGGAGCCACCAGGACUGCAGUGAAGGGUGAUGGUGUUUUUUUAUUUUUAAAUAUAUCUUCAGGUUAUUUUCUUACUGUCGCUUAAGGUCUACUGUAACAGGGAGGUGACCCCUCUCCUGCCUGCACCCCUCACUGUCCCUUGCAUGACCACAGUCUGUGUCUGUGCUUGCCGCGGGUGAGAAGGGCCACUGGCUCCCAGGACACCAUGGUUGCAGGCAUGAGCUUCGUCACAGAUGUCAUUGUUGGCAAAGUUACUUGUUUUGAAAAACUAUGUAGCAUUGCUGAAACACACAGUGCUCUCCUGAGGACCCUCUGCUAAUAGUCCUGUCCGUGCAGUGACCCUGGCAGCCUCUGCUGCCCUGAGAGGUGCAGCUGGCCUUGGAAAGCCCCAGCCUGGGGCUGUGGUCACGUCCUGGCUUGGGUGGGAUUUGACCCCAGGUUGGGCAGGGGCAUCUCCCAAGACCUGGGCUCGUCCCAGCCCUCCUGAAGGUGGUUGAGGGGCCUGACUGUCCCACAGCAAGAGCAAGGGGCUUCUGAAUUAUCUGGUCUCCUUCCAGCCCUGUUUACGUAACCACCUCAUUUCUACAAAUGCAGAAUCUAUUCUACUCAGGCUUGGGACGUUUCUCCUUGUUCACGCGUGGUUCCCCCAGCGGUGCCGGCAGCAUGCUCCCACCUCCCGCCACACCCCAUCUGGUCACGUGACUGCCCCCACGCUGUGGUUUGAAUUUGAUGCCACGGAUUGUAGGCCAAAUUUUAGAUUGUGUUUCAAAACACCCUUGCCGUGCCCUUUAAUUGGAUUGAAAGCACUUUUACCACAUGGAGAAAUAUAUUUUUAAUUUGUGAUGCUUUUCUACGAGGUCCACUAUUUCUGAGUUCAUGUGUUUCCGAUACUUAGGGAGACUAAUAAAAGCCGAUGAAUUUUCUUUUCUGUCCAAAUAAGUAAAAUAAAAAUAAAAGUCUAUUUA
This is a messenger RNA of Chinchilla lanigera (long-tailed chinchilla), 2936 nucleotides long. It is a transcript of the gene Pgbd5, whose product is annotated as piggyBac transposable element derived 5. Gene Ontology annotation, cellular component: nucleus. Gene Ontology annotation, molecular function: transposase activity. The record is from RefSeq and is a predicted model, not a curated record. NCBI's taxonomy places the organism in Eukaryota, Metazoa, Chordata, Mammalia, Rodentia, Chinchillidae. Gene Ontology annotation, biological process: non-replicative DNA transposition.